CAAAAAAUAGAAAAUGUCUGGAUCCCUGUGAAUUUGCAUAGCUGCAUUUUGAAAUAUUUUCCUAAUGGCUGUGAUUUUAUGUUUUUCUUAUCUACAGGAUUCCUCCUACUUCAUUCUCAUUCUAGGUAGGUAGAACAGGUUUCAAUUUGUAGAUUAGGAAAGAAGUACCGAAAAGUUGAGAUCUCAUACCUAGUGGUAGAAAUGCAAUUUAGAAGCCAGAUCACUGGACUCCUAUUUAGUUCUCUUUCCUUAAUAUCACAAAGUGAUCCUAUUCUGGCUUAAAAUAUAACCCUCUUGGCAAUUGAUUGCUUUAAAUUUCAUACUAUGACUUUUUUUAGACUCCUCUUUUCUCUAAGGACCUGACAAUGUCUGUGUAUUGUGGAAUAGCUUGCAGGAGAAAAUCUUUUUGGUGCUAUAGGCUGCUGUCAACCUACGUGACUAAGACACGGUAUUUAUUUGAACUGAAGGAAGAUGAUGAUGCAUGUAAACAAGCCCAGCAGACAGGAGCAUUUUACCUCUUUCAUACCCUGGCUCCUUUGCUUCAGACUUCAGCACAUCGAUACUUGGCCCCUCGGCAUAGCUUGUUAGAGUUGAAAGGGCUCCUGGGUAAAUUUGGACAGGAUGCACAAAGAAUAGAAGAUUCUGUGCUCAUUGGAUGCUCUGAACAGCAUGAAGCAUGGUUUGCUCUGGAUCUAGGUCUGGACAGCUCCUCUUCCCUAAGUGCCUCCUUACAGAAACCUGAAAUGGAGGCAAAGCUCAAGGGGUCUUUCAUUGAGCUGAGAAAGGCUCUUUUUCACCUGGAUGUGAAGGAUGCCUCCUUGCUUUUCACGGCUCAGGCUCUUCUCCAUUGGCAUCAUACACACCAGUUCUGCAGCAGAAGUGGGCAGCCCACCAAGAAGAACACGGCUGGCAGCAAGCGUGUGUGCCCUUCCAAUAAUAUCAUCUAUUACCCACAGGUGGCUCCUGUGGUGAUCACUCUGGUGUCAGAUGGGACCCGAUGCCUGCUUGUCCGUCAGAGCUCCUUUCCCAAGGGAAUGUAUUCUGCCUUGGCAGGUUUUUGUGAUAUAGGUGAAAGUCUGGAAGAGACUGUCCGGCGGGAAGUUGCAGAAGAGGUGGGAUUGGAGGUGGAAAGUCUGCAGUACUCUGCAUCCCAGCACUGGCCCUUUCCCAAUAGCUCACUCAUGAUUGCUUGUCAUGCAACUGUGAAACCAGGGCAGACAGAGAUCCACGUGAACUUGAGAGAAUUAGAGGCAGCUGCCUGGUUUAGUCAUGACGAGGUGGCCACAGCCCUAAGGAGGAAAGGCCCGUAUACUGAGCAACAGAAUGAGACUUUCCCAUUCUGGCUGCCCCCCAAAUUAGCCAUUGCCCACCAACUGAUUAAGGAGUGGGUAGAAAAACAGACCCGUUCUUCUCUGCCUGCUUAGCCCAGAUCAAGUCACCUAGAUCCUCUCCUCGGUAUGCCUGAGGGGCAUACCAGAGAUCGACUGACAAAGGGGAAGUGCCAAAGGCCAGCUCCAGGCCAACCUCAUAAGGCAGAGCAGAAGGUGAGCCUACAGUGGGACACUUCUAUCAGUAGUGUCAAUGAAAGAAGUUCCUACUAAUGAGCAAUCAAAAAUGCCAGUGUGAGAAGAAAAACUGAUGAGAUGUCAACCAUCACAAUUAGAGGGAAGGCCGGGUAUGGUGGCUCAUGCCUGUAAUCCUAGCACUUUGGGAGACUGAGGCAGGAGGAUCGCUUGAGCUUAUGAG
Molecule: messenger RNA, 1746 nt
Organism: Lemur catta (Ring-tailed lemur)
Lineage: Eukaryota; Metazoa; Chordata; Mammalia; Primates; Lemuridae
Gene: NUDT13
Product: nudix hydrolase 13
Exons: 8
Coding region: 366-1424 (352 amino acids)
Molecular function (GO): hydrolase activity; metal ion binding
Source: RefSeq, a predicted model, not a curated record